This is a messenger RNA of Penicillium alfredii, 2094 nucleotides long. Its product is annotated as Kelch motif domain protein. Lineage: Eukaryota; Fungi; Ascomycota; Eurotiomycetes; Eurotiales; Aspergillaceae. The record is from RefSeq and is a predicted model, not a curated record. The coding region runs from base 1 to 2094 and encodes 697 amino acids. The transcript has 3 exons. Gene Ontology annotation, molecular function: protein binding. Gene Ontology annotation, cellular component: cell cortex of cell tip.
AUGCAGGAGGACGCAUACCUGAUGCCGACUAGUCCGGCGCGCGGUCGUCGGACCAGCACCGACUAUCGCCCUAGCAUCACUAAGGCUCAGGGCCGUAUCCCCGCGUGUCUGGUCAAUGCUUCAGUGACGUACUGCAGCAAUGACCAGAUCUAUGCCUUCGGAGGAUUCGACCAGUACACCGACGAAGUGUAUAACCACGUGCUUAAAUUGGACUUGAACACACUUCGAUGGGAAUUGGUGGACAAUUAUGGCGAUAUUCCUGGGGUUCGCAUGGGACACACUGCUACUCUCUACCAAGGCGACAAACUCAUCGUGUUCGGUGGCGAAAAUGAGCAUCGCGAGUAUCUCUCCGACGUGGUCAUCCUCGACCUCAACACUUUCACCUGGACCCUCCCGGACAUUGGCGGAUUGAUCCCCCGAGGAAGAGCGCGCCAUGCUGCCGUGAUUCACGAAGACAAGCUCUUCAUUGUCGGCGGGGUGACCGGUGAAAAUAACAUCAUCUUAGAUGACCUGACAUAUCUGGAUUUGCAGACCUGGACAUGGUCUCGGACAUGGAGCUUCACCGCUCGGUUCGAUCACACGGCUUGGGUUUGGGGCAAUCGCCUAUGGAUUUUUGGUGGACUGGGUCCAGACAUGGAGCGUACAACAGACAUUUGGUGGCUAGAUCUCAAAGGCUCUCCGUCACUGGCUGGAGUCACCACUCCCCAAGGUAUCGUGGACGCCCCGGAUGUAACAAUCACCAUGGCUCAUAUCGCAGACUUCAUGUCUAGUUCAUUGCAGCAGCUGUCCCCCCGUUCUGGAGACUAUCCCGCCAACUCAGGGAGUGUCCAGGGGCGACGCAAGCCACUGGCUCCCGGGGCUAUUUCAUGUCUUCGAUUUCACUCCGGUCCUCACGUCCCCGCUCUUUUCUCUGGCACUCAUUUUCAUGCUUAUGCAUCGGGAGUUCUGCUCGACCUGAUUACGCCGUCGGAGACCGUACGGUCGCAUGAUUGCAAUUUGUCCGCCCUGGAGCUCAACUCCCUUCGCUGGCAGCGAUUGGCCGAUGGACAGGAGAUCUUCCGACCUGGGUAUCGAUGGCACUACUGUACGAUCAAUGAGACCGGAACGAAGGCGUGGCUGUUAGGUUGCAAUCUAGAUCUCACGAAUGCGCCCGGGGCCAGCGACGAGAAUCACAUGAGCGAGAUUCUUUCCAUCGACCUGGAGAAGUAUGGGUUGUUAGGCAACGGGUCCUCACUAGAUGCUCCUGAACAAGAUGUGUCCUGGUCAUCUGAUCAACCGACCUCUUCCUCCGUCUCUGGACUGGGGGCUGAUCUUUCCACUGGCUUUGAUCAAUCGCCAGAGUCAGGUAGUGGCGCGGAUUUUGCCAUCACUGCAAUUCGCGAUGAUCUUGAUUGUUCGGUCUCGGAUGAUAUGAUCGAUACACCAUCUGGGUCUCUUUCUCAGUCUCGACCGACUUUUGUGGAACCCAGCGCCUCCACGUCGGCUCCCAUUCAUGUCCAUCGGCUCAUCCUACAACUCCGGUGGCCACACUUUAAGCGCCUGUACUCCGCCCAAAUGGCUGAGUAUCACACAAAACGAAUGCACAUUCCGGAGCCCUAUUCGGUCGUGCGUGCAUUUUUGUACUACUUGUACACGGACAGCGUUGCUGGUCAUCCGGAGUACUGCUCCAGUGUGGUUGACGUGGCUGGCAUGCUAGUCAUGGCGAAUCUGUACGACAUGCCCAAACUGCGCCUCCUGUGUGUCAACCGGCUGAGCCGCGAACUGGACGUGGAAAACGCAGCGAUUGUUUGGGAGCGCGCCGGAAGGUCCAAUGAGCACUGGCUGAUGCGCCGAGCUGCACAGUUCUGUCUGACCCACUGGGGUCGCGUAGUGCGGACGGAUGGGUUCAAAUCUCUGAGUCACCAGAGCUUGAUUCAGUUGUGUGAGGUGGUGGACACCGAGGGCCGGAUCAUCGCAGGGCCAGAGCUGGAGAUGGUCAGCGCUUUUGGAGCGGAUGGACUGGGCACGCGAGAUUCGAAAAGCUCUCGGCAGCUGGGAUCAGCUGCAGAUGAGUCCGAGCUGGACGCCGAUGACGAAGGAAUGGAAUUGUCAUGA